Molecule: messenger RNA, 15807 nt
Organism: Castor canadensis (American beaver)
Lineage: Eukaryota; Metazoa; Chordata; Mammalia; Rodentia; Castoridae
Gene: Smg1
Product: SMG1 nonsense mediated mRNA decay associated PI3K related kinase
Biological process (GO): phosphorylation; nuclear-transcribed mRNA catabolic process, nonsense-mediated decay; DNA damage checkpoint signaling
Cellular component (GO): chromosome; nucleus
Molecular function (GO): protein binding; protein serine/threonine kinase activity
Source: RefSeq, a predicted model, not a curated record
GGAGCCGGGAGGCGGGGAAGCCGUGGCCAUGUGAGCGUGAGGAGCCGCCGCCACCGCCUCCUCGCCGUCCUCGUCCUCCUGGGCCCCGGCGUCGCGGGCCGCGCACGGCUCUGGAAGAGACGUCGCCUCCCCUUCCUCCUCCUCCUCCUUCCUCUCACCGCGGCGCUCCCGCCUCCUCGUCCUGCGCUGCGGGCUCAGGCGGAACCCGGAACGGCCGUCCGCCUCCCCCGCCCUCCGCCGCCUCCUCUUCGGCUUCCUCCUCAGCCCCGGGCCGGAGCGGAGUGUCGGCGGCGGCCGGUUCGGGCGGCGACUCGCGCUUCUUCGGGCGGCGGCGCUUGGCCAUGUCGUGUCGAGGAAGGUAAUGAGCCGCAGAGCCCCGGGGUCUCGGCUGAGCAGCGGCGGCGGCGGCGGCACCAAGUACCCGCGGAGCUGGAAUGACUGGCAACCCAGAACUGAUAGUGCAUCAGCCGACCCAGAUAAUUUAAAAUAUUCCUCAUCAAGAGAUAGGGGUGGUUCUUCCUCUUAUGGACUGCAACCUUCAAAUUCAGCUGUGGUGUCUCGGCAAAGGCAUGAUGAUACCAGAGUCCAUGCUGACAUACAGAAUGACGAAAAGGGUGGCUACAGUGUCAAUGGAGGAUCUGGGGAAAAUACUUAUGGUCGGAAGUCGUUGGGGCAAGAGCUGAGGGUUAACAAUGUGACCAGCCCUGAGUUCACCAGUGUUCAGCAUGGCAGUCGUGCGUUAGCCACCAAAGACAUGAGGAAAUCACAGGAGCGAUCCAUGUCUUAUUCUGAUGAGUCUCGACUGUCGAACCUUCUUCGGAGGAUCACCCGGGAGGACGACAGAGACCGAAGACUGGCUACUGUAAAGCAGCUGAAAGAAUUUAUUCAGCAACCAGAGAAUAAGCUGGUACUAGUUAAACAAUUGGAUAAUAUCUUGGCUGCUGUACAUGAUGUGCUUAAUGAAAGUAGCAAAUUGCUUCAGGAGUUGAGGCAAGAGGGAGCUUGCUGUCUUGGCCUUCUUUGUGCUUCUCUGAGCUAUGAGGCUGAGAAGAUCUUCAAGUGGAUUUUUAGCAAAUUUGGCUCAUCUGCAAAAGAUGAAGUUAAACUUCUCUACUUGUGUGCCACCUACAAAGCGCUGGAGACUGUGGGAGAGAAGAAAGCAUUUUCAUCCAUAAUGCAGCUUGUAAUGACCAGUCUACAGUCCAUCCUUGAAAAUGUGGAUACACCAGAACUACUUUGCAAGUGCGUUAAGUGCAUUCUUUUGGUGGCUCGAUGUUACCCUCAUAUUUUCAGCACCAACUUUAGGGAUACAGUUGAUAUAUUAGUUGGAUGGCACAUAGAUCAUACUCAGAAACCUUCACUCACACAGCAGGUGUCUGGGUGGCUGCAGAGUCUGGAACCAUUUUGGGUAGCUGAUCUUGCGUUUUCUACUACUCUGCUCGGUCAGUUUCUAGAAGACAUGGAGGCAUAUGCUGAGGACCUCAGCCAUGUGGCCUCUGGGGAGUCAGUGGAUGAAGAUGUUCCUCCUCCAUCAGUGUCAUUACCAAAGCUGGCAGCGCUUCUCCGGGUAUUCAGUACUGUGGUGAGGAGCAUAGGGGAACGCUUCAGCCCAGUUCGGGGUCCUCCAAUUACUGAGGCGUAUGUGACAGAUGUUCUGUACAGAGUAAUGAGAUGUGUGACGGCUGCAAACCAAGUGUUUUUUUCUGAGGCUGUGCUGACAGCUGCUAAUGAGUGUGUUGGUGUUUUGCUCGGCAGCUUGGACCCUAGCAUGACUAUACAUUGUGACAUGGUUAUUACGUAUGGAUUAGACCAGCUGGAGAAUUGCCAGGCUUGUGCUACCGAUUACGUCAUCUCAGUCUUGAAUUUACUCACAUUGAUUGUUGAACAGAUAAAUACCAAACUGCCAUCAUCAUUUGUCGAAAAGUUGUUUGUACCAUCAUCUAAGCUACUAUUCUUGCGUUAUCAUAAAGAAAAAGAGGUUGUUGCUGUAGCCCAUGCUGUUUAUCAAGCAGUGCUCAGCUUGAAGAAUAUUCCUGUUUUGGAGACUGCCUAUAAGUUAAUUUUAGGAGAAAUGACUUGUGCCCUAAAUAACUUGCUACACAGUCUACAACUUCCUGAUGCCUGUUCCGAAAUAAAACAUGAGGCUUUUAAGAAUCAUGUAUUCAAUGUAGACAAUGCAAAGUUUGUAGUUAUAUUUGACCUCAGUGCCCUGACAACAGUUGGAAAUGCCAAAAACUCACUAAUUGGGAUGUGGGCACUGUCUCCAACAGUCUUUGCACUUCUGAGCAAGAAUCUGAUGAUCGUGCAUGGUGACCUGGCUGUUCACUUCCCGGCUAUUCAGUAUGCAGUGCUUUAUACCUUAUAUUCUCAUUGUACCAGGCAUGAUCACUUUAUAUCUAGCAGUCUCAGUUCUUCAUCCCCUUCCUUGUUUGACGGUGCUGUGAUUAGUACUGUAACUACAGCUACAAAGAAACAUUUCUCCAUUAUAUUAAAUCUUCUAGGAAUACUGCUGAAGAAAGAUAACCUUAACCAGGACACGAGGAAACUGUUAAUGACAUGGGCUUUGGAAGUGGCCAUUUUAAUGAAGAAGUCUGAGACAUACGCACCUUUGUUCUCUCUUCCAUCUUUUCAUAAAUUUUCCAAAGGCCUUUUAGCCAAUACUCUUGUGGAAGAUGUGAAUAUCUGUCUGCAAGCGUGCAGCAGUCUCCACGCUCUGUCCUCGUCUCUGCCAGAUGAUCUGUUACAGAGGUGUGUUGAUGUUUGUCGUGUUCAGCUAGUCCAUAGUGGAACUCGCAUUCGACAAGCCUUUGGAAAGCUGUUGAAGUCAAUUCCUUUAGAUGUUGUCCUGAGCAAUAAUAAUCACACAGAAAUUCAAGAAAUUUCUUUAGCUUUAAGAAGCCACAUGAGCAAAGCACCAAGUAACACAUUCCAUCCACAGGAUUUCUCUGAUGUCAUCAGUUUCAUUUUGUACGGAAACUCCCAUAGAACAGGGAAGGACAAUUGGUUAGAAAGAUUGUUCUAUAGCUGCCAGAGACUGGAUAAACGUGACCAAUCAACAAUUCCCCGCAAUCUUCUAAAGACAGAUGCCGUUCUUUGGCAGUGGGCUAUAUGGGAAGCAGCACAGUUCACUGUCCUUUCUAAGUUGAGAACACCACUGGGCAGAGCUCAAGAUACUUUCCAGACAAUUGAAGGUAUCAUUAGAAGUCUCGCAGCUCACACGUUAAACCCUGAUCAAGAUGUUAGUCAGUGGACAACAGCAGACAAUGAUGAGGGCCAUGGUAGCAACCAACUUAGACUUGUUCUCCUUCUGCAGUAUCUGGAAAAUCUGGAGAAAUUAAUGUACAAUGCAUAUGAGGGCUGUGCUAAUGCAUUAACAUCGCCUCCCAAGGUCAUUAGAACUUUUUUCUAUACCAAUCGCCAAACUUGUCAAGACUGGUUAACUCGCAUCCGCCUCUCCAUCAUGAGGGUCGGCCUAUUGGCGGGCCAGCCAGCCGUUACUGUAAGACACGGCUUUGACCUGCUCACAGAGAUGAAGGCCAGUGCUCCUCAGGGGACUGAAUUGGAAGUGACAAUCAUGAUGGUGGUGGAAGCUCUGUGUGAACUUCAUUGUCCUGAAGCUAUCCAGGGGAUUGCUGUCUGGUCAUCUUCUGUUGUUGGUAAAAACCUCCUCUGGAUUAACCCAGUGGCUCAGCAGGCUGAAGGGAGGUUUGAAAAGGCCUCUGUGGAGUACCAGGAGCACCUGUGUGCCAUGACAGGUGUAGAUUGCUGCAUUUCCAGCUUUGACAAGUCUGUUCUCACUUUGGCCAAUGCGGGACGCAACAGUGCCAGCCCCAAACAUUCUCUGAACGGUGAAUCCAGAAAAACUUUGCUGUCCAAACCGAUGGACUCUUCCCCCGAGGUCAUAAACUACUUAGGAAAUAAAGCAUGUGAGUGCUAUGUUUCCAUUGCUGACUGGGCUGCUGUCCAGGAGUGGCAGAACGCUGUGCAUGAGCUGAAGAAGGGCACCAGCAGCACAUCCCUCAACCUGAAAGCUGACUUCAACUACAUAAAGUCACUAAGCAGUUUUGAGUCUGGAGAAUUUGUCGAAUGCACUGAGCAACUGGAACUGUUACCAGGAGAAAAUAUUAAUCUACUUGCUGCAGGAUCAAAAGAAAAAAUAGACAUGAAAAAACUACUUCCUAACAUGUUAAGUCCAGAUCCCAGGGAACUUCAGAAAUCCAUCGAAGUUCAGUUGUUGAGAAGUUCUGUUUGUUUGGCAACUGCUUUAAACCAUGCAGAACAGGAUCAGAAGUGGCAGUCUAUAACUGAAAACGUUGUAAAAUACUUGAAGCAGACUUCCCGCAUAGCAAUUGGGCCACUGAGACUGUCCACGUUAACGGUUUCCCAGUCCUUGCCAGUUUUGAGUACCUUACAGCUGUAUUGCUCAUCUGCUUUGGAGAACACAGUUUCUAACAGGCUUUCAACAGAGGACUGCCUCAUUCCACUGUUCAGUGAGGCUUUGCGUUCAUGUAAACAGCAUGACGUGAGGCCAUGGAUGCAGGCACUUAGAUACACCAUGUACCAGAAUCAGUUGUUGGAGAAAAUUAAAGAACAAACAGUCCCAAUUAGAAGCCACCUCAUGGAAUUAGGCCUGACGGCAGCAAAAUUUGCUAGAAAACGGGGGAAUGUGUCACUUGCAACAAGACUGCUGGCACAGUGUAGUAAGGUUCAGCUGGGAAAGACGACCACUGCCCAGGAUUUAGUCCAUCAUUUUAAAAAACUGUCAACUCAAGGCCAAGUGGAUGAAAAAUGGGGGCCUGAACUUGAUAUUGAAAAAACCAAGUUGUUAUAUACAGCAGGCCAGUCAACUUAUGCAAUGGAAAUGUUGAGUUCUUGUGCCCUGUCCUUCUGCAAGUCUUCAAAAGCUGAAUAUGCAGUUGCUAAGUCAAUUCUGACAUUGGCUAAGUGGAUCCAGGCAGAAUGGAAAGAGAUUUCAGGACAGCUGAAACAAGUUUACAGAGCCCAACAACAAAAGAACUUCUCAGGCCUUUCUACUUUGUCUAAAAACAUACUCACUUUAAUAGAACUGCCGUCUGUUAACACAAUGGAGGAAGAGUACCCUCGGAUUGAGAGUGAGUCUACAGUACAUAUUGGAGUUGGAGAACCUGACUUCAUUUUGGGACAGUUGUAUCACCUGUCUUCAGUGCAGGCACCUGACGUAGCCAAAUCUUGGGCAGCAUUGGCUAGUUGGGCUUAUAGGUGGGGUAGAAAAGUGGUUGACAAUGCCAGUCAGGGAGAAGGUGUUCGUCUGCUGCCUAGAGAAAAGUCUGAAGUUCAAAAUCUGCUUCCAGACACUAUCACUGAAGAAGAAAAAGAGAGAAUAUAUGGUAUUCUUGGACAGGCUGUAUGUCGGCCAGCAGGAAUCCAGGACGAGGAUAUAACACUACAGAUAACAGAAAAUGAAGAUAACGAGGAAGAUGACAUGGUUGAUGUUAUCUGGCGCCAGUUAAUAUCAAGCUGCCCGUGGCUUUCUGAGCUUGAUGAGAGUGUGACUGAAGGUGUUAUUGAAGUGUGGAGGAGAGUCGUGGACAGGAUCUUCAGCCUGUACAAACUGUCCUGCAGCGCGUAUUUCACUUUCCUUAAGCUCAACGCUGGCCAGAUUCCUUUAGAUGAGGAUGACCCUAGGCUACAUUUGAGUCACAGAACAGAACAGAGCACUGAUGAUGUGAUUGUGAUGGCCACCUUACGCUUGCUCAGAUUGCUCGUGAAGCAUGCUGGGGAGCUCCGGCAGUAUCUGGAACACGGCUUGGAGACAACACCCACUGCUCCCUGGAGAGGAAUUAUUCCACAGCUUUUCUCACGCUUAAACCACCCUGAAGUGUAUGUGCGCCAAAGUAUUUGUAACCUCCUCUGCCGAGUGGCUCAAGAUUCCCCACAUCUCAUACUGUAUCCUGCAAUAGUGGGAACCAUAUCACUUAGUAGUGAAUCCCAGGCUUCGGGUAAUAAAUUUUCCUCUGCAAUUCCAACUUUACUUGGAAAUAUUCAAGGAGAAGAAUUAUUGGUUUCUGAAUGUGAGGGAGGAAGUCCUCCUGCAUCUCAGGAUAGCAAUAAGGAUGAACUCAAGAGUGGAUUAAACGAAGACCAAGCCAUGAUGCAGGAUUGCUACAGCAAAAUUGUAGAUAAAUUGUCCUCUGCAAACCCAACUAUGGUGUUACAGGUCCAGAUGCUGGUGGCAGAGCUGCGCAGAGUCACUGUGCUCUGGGAUGAGCUGUGGCUGGGAGUUCUGUUACAGCAGCACAUGUACGUCCUAAGACGAAUCCAGCAGCUUGAAGAUGAGGUGAAGAGAGUCCAGAACAAUAAUACCUUACGCAAAGAAGAGAAAAUCGCCAUAAUGAGGGAAAAGCACACUGCCUUGAUGAAGCCCAUUGUGUUUGCUCUGGAGCACGUGAGGAGCAUCACAGCAGCUCCUGCGGAGACGCCUCACGAAAAGUGGUUCCAGGAGAGCUAUGGCGAUGCCAUUGAAAAUGCCCUUGAAAAGCUCAAGACCCCCUCUAACCCUGCAAAGCCCGGAAGCAGCUGGAUUCCAUUUAAAGAGAUAAUGCUGAGUUUGCAACAGAGAGCACAGAAACGUGCAAGUUACAUACUGCGUCUUGAAGAAAUCAGUCCGUGGUUGGCUGCCAUGACUAACACAGAAAUUGCUCUUCCUGGGGAAGUCUCAGCCAGAGACACUGUCACGAUCCACAGUGUGGGCGGAACUAUCACAAUCUUACCGACUAAAACCAAACCUAAGAAACUUCUCUUUCUAGGAUCAGAUGGGAAGAACUACCCAUACCUUUUCAAAGGACUGGAGGAUUUACAUCUGGAUGAGAGAAUAAUGCAGUUCUUAUCUAUUGUAAAUACCAUGUUUGCUACAAUAAAUCGCCAAGAAACACCCCGCUUCCACGCGCGACACUAUUCUGUAACACCGCUAGGAACAAGAUCGGGACUGAUCCAGUGGGUGGAUGGAGCGACACCCUUAUUUGGUCUUUAUAAGCGAUGGCAGCAGCGGGAAGCUGCCUUACAGGCACAAAAGGCCCAAGAUUCCUACCAAACUCCUCAGAAUCCUGGCAUUGUACCCCGUCCUAGUGAACUUUACUAUAGUAAAAUUGGCCCUGCUUUGAAAACAGUUGGCCUUAGCCUGGAUGUGUCACGUCGGGAUUGGCCCCUACAUGUGAUGAAGGCGGUGUUAGAGGAGUUAAUGGAGGCCACACCCCCAAAUCUCUUGGCAAAAGAGCUCUGGUCAUCCUGCACCACCCCUGAUGAGUGGUGGAGAGUCACGCAGUCCUAUGCAAGAUCUACUGCCGUCAUGUCUAUGGUUGGCUACAUUAUUGGCCUUGGAGAUAGACACCUGGACAAUGUCCUCAUCGAUAUGACGACUGGAGAAGUGGUUCACAUAGAUUACAAUGUGUGCUUUGAAAAAGGUAAAAGCCUUAGAGUGCCUGAAAAAGUACCUUUUCGAAUGACCCAGAACAUUGAAACAGCACUUGGUGUGACUGGAGUAGAAGGUGUUUUUAGGCUUUCCUGUGAGCAGGUUCUACAUAUUAUGCGGCGUGGCCGGGAGACUCUACUGACACUCCUGGAGGCCUUUGUGUACGACCCCCUGGUGGACUGGACGGCUGGGGGUGAAGCUGGGUUUGCUGGUGCUGUCUAUGGCGGAGGUGGCCAGCAGGCGGAGAGCAAGCAGAGCAAGCGAGAGAUGGAGCGAGAGAUCACCCGCAGCCUUUUUUCUUCCCGAGUAGCUGAAAUUAAGGUGAACUGGUUUAAGAACAGGGAUGAGAUGCUGGUUGUGCUUCCCAAGUUGGACAGCAGCUUAGAUGAAUACCUAAGCCUACAAGAGCAACUGACAGAUGUGGAAAAGUUGCAGGGCAAGCUGUUGGAGGAAAUAGAGUUUCUAGAAGGAGCUGAAGGCGUGGAUCACCCCUCUCAUACGCUGCAGCACAGGUAUUCUGAACACACUCAACUACAGACUCAGCAAAGAGCUGUUCAAGAAGCAAUCCAGGUGAAGCUGAACGAAUUUGAGCAGUGGAUAACACAUUAUCAAGCUGCAUUCAAUAAUUUAGAAGCAACACAGCUGGCAAGUUUGCUUCAGGAGAUAAGCACACAAAUGGACCUUGGUCCCCCAAGCUAUGUUCCUGCGACAGCCUUUCUGCAGAAUGCUGGCCAAGCCCACUUGAUCAGCCAGUGUGAACAGCUGGAGGGCGAGGUUAGCGCUCUCCUGCAGCAGAGACGUUCGGUGCUCCGUGGCUGUCUGGAACAGCUCCAUCACUAUGCAACCGUUGCUCUGCAGUAUCCAAAAGCCAUAUUUCAGAAACACCGGAUUGAACAGUGGAAGACCUGGAUGGAAGAGCUCAUCUGUAACACCACGGUGGAACGCUGUCAAGAGCUCUACAGGAAAUAUGAAAUUCAAUAUGCUCCCCAGCCUCCCCCAACUGUGUGUCAGUUCAUCACAGCCACUGAGAUGACCCUGCAGCGCUAUGCAGCAGACAUCAACAGCAGGCUCAUUAGACAGGUGGAGCGCCUGAAGCAAGAAGCUGUCACUGUGCCGGUUUGUGAAGAUCAGUUGAAAGAAAUUGAACGUUGCAUUAAGGUUUUCCUUCAUGAGAAUGGAGAAGAAGGGUCUUUGAGUCUAGCAAGUGUCAUUAUUUCUGCCCUUUGUACCCUUACAAGACGCAACUUGAUGAUGGAGGGUGCAGCCUCCAGUGCUGGGGAGCAGCUGGUGGACCUGACGUCUCGGGAUGGAGCCUGGUUCUUGGAGGAGUUGUGCAGUAUGAGUGGGAAUGUCACCUGCUUGGUGCAGUUACUGGAGCAAUGCCACCUGGGGCCACAGGACUUGGACACCCCAAACCCCAUGGAAGCAUCUGAGGCAGUUCACUUAGCCAAUGGAGUAUAUACCUCACUGCAAGAAUUGAAUUCAAAUUUCCGGCAAAUCAUAUUUCCAGAAGCACUUAGAUGCUUAAUGAAAGGAGAAUACACCUUAGAAAAUAUGCUCCAUGAGCUGGACAGCCUCAUUGAGCAGACAGCUGAUGGCGCCCCUUUGCAGACUCUGGUUGACUCUCUUCAAGCCUAUUUAAGAAAUGCAGCUAUGGGGCUUGAAGAAGAAACACAUGCUCAUUACAUCGAUGUUGCCAGAAUACUGCAUGCUCAGUAUGGUGAAUUAAUCCAACCAAGAAAUGGUUCAGUUGAUGAAACACCAAAAAUGUCAGCUGGCCAGAUGCUUUUAGUAGCAUUUGAUGGCAUGUUUGCCCAAGUUGAAACUGCUUUUGGCUUACUGGUUGAAAAGUUAAACAAGAUGGAAAUUCCUGUAGCUUGGCGGAAGAUCGACAUCAUACGGGAAGCCAGAAGUACCCAAGUUAAUUUUUUUGACGAUGACAAUCACCGUCAAGUGCUAGAAGAGAUUUUCUUUCUCAAAAGACUGCAGACAAUUAAGGAGUUCUUCAGACUCUGUGGUACUUUUUCCAAAACAUUGUCAGGAUCAAGUUCACUUGAAGAUCAGAAUACUGUAAAUGGACCUGUGCAGAUCGUCAAUGUGAAAACCCUUUUCAGAAACUCUUGUUUCAGUGAAGACCAAAUGGCCAAGCCCAUCAAGGCGUUCACAGCUGACUUCGUGAGGCAGCUCUUGAUAGGACUCCCGAACCAGGCCUUGGGUCUCACACUUUGCAGCUUUAUCAGUGCCCUGGGGGUGGACAUCAUUGCCCAGGUGGAGGCCAAGGACUUUGGCGCUGAAAGCAAAGUCUCUGUAGAUGACCUGUGUAAGAAAGCAGUGGAGCACAACAUCCAGGUGGGGAGGUUCUCUCAGUUGGUGAUGAACAGGGCAACUGUGUUAGCCAGCUCCUAUGACACUGCAUGGAAAAAGCAUGACCUGGUGCGCAGGCUGGAAACCAGCAUUUCUUCCUGUAAGACAAGCCUGCAGCGGGUUCAGCUCCACAUCGCCAUGUUCCAGUGGCAACAUGAAGAUCUGCUUAUAAACAGACCUCAAGCCAUGUCAGUCACACCACCCCCUCGGUCUGCAAUCCUGACCAGCAUGAAGAAGAAGCUGCACACUCUGAGUCAGAUCGAAACCUCCAUUGCCACUGCCCAGGAGAAGCUAGCAGCACUCGAAGCAAGUAUUGAGCAGCGGCUCAAGUGGGCAGGUGGUGCUAACCCUGCAUUGGCACCUGUGCUACAAGAUUUUGAAGCAACAAUAGCUGAAAGAAGGAAUCUUGUCCUCAAAGAGAGCCAAAGAGCAAGUCAGGUCACUUUCCUGUGUAGCAAUAUCAUUCACUUUGAAAGUCUGCGAACAAGAACUGCAGAAGCCUUAAACCUGGAUGCUGCGUUAUUUGAACUAAUCAAACGGUGUCAGCAAAUGUGUUCAUUUGCCUCACAGUUUAAUAGUUCAGUGUCUGAGUUAGAGCUUCGUUUGUUACAGAGAGUGGACACAACCCUUGAACAUCCUAUUGGCAGCUCUGAGUGGCUUCUGUCAGCACACAGACAACUGACUCAGGACAUGUCUACUCAGAGGGCAAUUCAGACAGAGAAGGAGCAACAGAUAGAAACUGUCUGUGAAACCAUCCAAAGUCUGGUUGAUAAUAUAAAGACUGUGCUCACUGGUCAUAACCGACAGCUGGGAGAUGUCAAACAUCUACUGAAAGCAAUGGCUAAGGAUGAAGAAGCUGCUCUGGCAGACGGUGAAGAUGUUCCUUAUGAGAACAGUGUGCGGCAAUUCCUGGGUGAAUAUAAAUCCUGGCAAGACAAUAUCCAGACAGUUCUGUUUACACUCGUCCAGGCUAUGGGUCAGGUUCGAAGUCAGGAACAUGUUGAGAUGCUCCAGGAAAUCACGCCUACCUUAAAGGAGCUGAAAACACAAAGUCAGAGUAUCUAUAAUAAUUUAGUGAGUUUUGCAUCACCCUUAGUCACCGAUGCAACAAAUGAGUGCUCAAGUCCAACGUCAUCUGCUACUUACCAGCCAUCCUUUGCUGCAGUCCGGAGCAACACUGGCCAGAAGACUCAGCCUGAGGUCAUGUCACAAAAUGCUAAAAAGCUCAUUCAGAAAAACCUUGCUACAUCAGCAGACACUCCACCAAGCACUGUCCCAGGAACUGGCAAGAGUGUUGCCUGUAGUCCAAAGAAGGCCGUCAGAGACCCUAAAACUGGGAAAGCCGUGCAAGAGAGAAACUCCUAUGCAGUCAGUGUGUGGAAGAGAGUGAAAGCCAAGCUAGAGGGCCGGGAUGUUGAUCCCAACAGGAGGAUGUCAGUUGCUGAGCAGGUUGACUAUGUCAUUAAGGAAGCAACUAAUCUAGAUAACUUGGCUCAGCUGUAUGAAGGUUGGACAGCCUGGGUGUGAAUGGCAAGACAGUAGAUGAGUCUGGUUAAGCGAGGUCAGACAUCCACCAGAAUCAACUCAGCCUCAGGCAUCCAAAGCCACACCACAGUCGGUGGUGAUGCGACUGGGGGCUUACUCUGAGGAAACCUAGGAAAUCUCGGUGCACUAGGAAGUGAAUCCUGCAGGACAGCUGCACUCAGGGAAUACGCCCAACACCAUGGCCUGCAACCCCAGGGUCAAGGGUGAAGAAAAAGAAAGCGAGCUCACCGCCUGCACACGGAGAUUGUCUUUCUGCCACAGAGCAGCUGCAAACGUGUCAGGAGGUUAGCUGAGAAAGAAAGACAUCAGGAUGCCGCGGAGCACAGAGUGAUUUGGAACUCCAUUCCACCUGACCCUGUGUGUGCAAUCCAGGAAAACAAACCCCGCUCGGAAACAGAAAACUGGGGCCGCGAAGAAAUCACAACCAAGGAAGAUUUGAUGCAUUCAGAUUCUUGAGAAACACUUGUUGCUUGGCAACAGUACUGGUUGGGUUGACCAGUGAGUAAAAAAAGGCUAUGCGAUAUGAAUUUCAGAAAUGGACUGAAAAUAGAGAGUUAUGUGGCAGAUACACUACAUUGGAAGAACUGACUUCUGAAAUGAAGGGAAAAACCACCCAUUCAUCCCCAUCCCACCACCUCUUACCUCUUACCUGUUCCCGUUUACCUAAUCUAGUAGACUAGCCACCUUCCAGAUUCACUUUUAUUUCAAUCCUUAUAUUUCAUACACUUCCAUCUUGAUGCUGUUAGCUUACAUUUGGAGACACAAAUUUCUCCCAAACCACUGAUAAUAAGGAAAAUUCAAGGAUUGUUUAAAGGUCUGAUGUAAUUCUGGUUAUUUAAGUCAUUUCUGUGAUUCUAUCAUGUGCAGUUUCCAGAAUUGUCACUGUGCAUUCAAAAGUAAUGAAUCUAACAGACAUUUGAUUUAAUGUACACUCCCCUUUGCUUAUGGUGUACAUUUUUUGGAGGUCAUUAAACUUUUCCCUCUUCUGUGAUUGCUGUAGUUUCUUUCAUAGAAAGUAGCUAAUCUGAUGUAAUCUUUUACCUUUUACAAAACCAGGAUAGAGGACUUAUCAGAAUUUUACAUUGUUGAUGGCAGCUUAAUAAUAAAGUGAUGUUCUGGUGGAGGUAGAGUGAGAUGUUUUUAAUUCAGUUUUCUCAUUUGGUACUUUUAAUUUACAAAGUGUAAACUCUUUACACGUUAAAGUGUAAAUUAAAAGUGCUUUAGUUUACCUGGCAUUUUAGGACAUGUACAUAAAACACCAGCAAAAGUGGGAAUCACUACCGUCCUUUUAAGUUCAGUUAUUAGUCUGUGAGGUACUUUCCUUUUUGCAUUAUUUUAAUAGCUUGCUGUUCAGUGAUAGAAUGUAGACAAUUCAUGGUCAAGGUUUCCUUAAUUUUAGCAUCUCAUCUCAGUACUGACUGUGUGAGCUAAAUUGUUAAAAACUCAAGACUAGAAUAGGAUUAUUAGUAUUAGGUAUCAACAAAAAAUAGAACACAAUGGAAAUCUUAAUUAUGUGCACACCUUUUCCUCGAAUUGUAGAGAUUAGGACAGUGCUUUUUCUACUUGCCAAUCUUCACAAAUUUAGGUACUAAGGAAAAAUCCCGGAUAGCGCUGGGCCUUUUCUGAAUUCUGGUUGCCACAUUAAUCUCCAUCUUCACCCAUGAGGGAAUGAGUUUCAGUAUCAGUGCUUUAAGACUUUAACAAGUAUUGCAAGAAAGGUAGUAUUUUGGGAUCCCCCUUUGUCCAAUGGCAAGUUAAGGAACCUAAUGCAUCAAAUGUUAUUUUCUUCAUUGAUUUUGAACCUUAUUUUCACAAUCAAAACAACCUAGCUGGAAUAAUGAUGCCAUAUUGUAUUUUGCACACUGCUUUAUUUCCUGGAGGCUUUGGAGGCUAGUGCACAGUGCAUCACUUAGUUACCUCUGCUCUCUCAAGGUCAGUCUUCAACAUUCUUUGUCACCAGGAGAAACUUUAUUACAGUGAUCAAACCAGUUCAUACUUUUUUGUCUUUAUAGGUAACACUCAGAAAUUGCUUCUACUUUGGACAAGAAGAUAAAUAGGUGAAUUUUACUGCCUGUGAGUUUCAGGCAGCAGAGGUACCUGGCACUGAAAAGCAAAAACAAGACAGCUUUAUUUCAAAAAAAACAUGUGCCUCUGGUAAAUUAUCCAUCACUUUUCUUUUAAAAUGGUCCCUCAGAGAAUAGUAUGGCAUAUACAAUGUGUGCUUCGUUGUAGGGCAGAUGUAAAUAGCUGAGGACUUCAAAGCCUGCUCUUUACUGCACUCUGGAUAAGACCCUAGUCUGUGGUUUGGCUUCCUCUGCAAUGUCACUCUGCAAGUAGCCCUGCCAGUUUGAAUUUAGAGGCCUCAUCAGUUAGAUUGAAAAGACCAGGGCUGUGUUUUGGGGAUUAUCAUGUAAAAAUGUGAAGUUAGAGUGCUGCAGUUUGAAGUCUAUACACUUUUUGAUGACAAAAUACCUGUGGAAAACCAGGGUAUGUCUUCUCUCUCUCUCUCUUCCUUUCUCCUCCUCCCUCUCUCCCUCCCUCCCUCCCUUUUCCUCAUCCUCCCCCUUUCUCCUCCCAUUCCCUCCCCUCCUCUUUUCUAAGAUUCAGGGGGUACAGAAUAACCUACAACCUCUAUUCAAAGUACCCUUGGAAAUUAAAGUUUAUCUUAAAUGUUUUGUUGUCUUUAAUUAGCUAGAAUUGCCUGAUUUUUAGUGGCUUUCUCUAGAUAGCUCUGGAGGCUUAGUAGUUUAUGGGCUGUUUCUCUUUUCCUGUUUCUUUGGUGUGUUUUGUGAUUUUUUUUUUUCUGUUUCUGGUCAUGGUUGGUAAGUAGGAUUUUUUUGUGUUUGAGUUGUUUUUUGAGAUACACGAGAUUCUGUGUGAGAACUGCUAAUCAGGCUCUUGAUCUGCUUCCCUGAAUUUCUUUUGGAGCUCAGACUCCAGGUGAGGGUGAGAGCUUACAGUACAAAGAAAAAUUUGCAUCACUUCUGCCCUCAACACUUGCCUCUGUUCCCUAAGCUUAGCAAGUAGUUUUGUUACUAUUGUCCAGUGUUUGGUGUGAUUGGCAUUGUUUUUUGUUCUGUUUUUAACUGUGGUUGUUCUGAUGUGUGAAACUUAGGAAAGAGCCAUUUAAAAAAUGCCGAGCAGGGCAAUGCAAGUACAGCCAAAUACUAGAGUUGAUGUGCAAUCUUAGGUUCUUUUUAAUCUGAGGUAUUAUAGGCAGUACUUUAAAUCAAAAAGUCUUCCUGGCCUAUUUUCCUCCACUUUUUUGUAAUUACUCUUGGGGGCUUACUUGUUUGGCAGUACAAGGAGCUGGUUCUUCUUUUCUCCCAAUUCUUUUCGUAUUAAUCAAAGCGCCUACAACUAGCCUCUUCUAUUCAUACACAACAAAUAUCAGUGAAUGUGUUACUCUUAGCACAUUGAAGCAUCUUUUUCGUAGGUUUAGAUGAGCAUGAAGACCAAUGUCCCAUUUUAUAUCUUGUUGACCUUACAAAAUGCCAGUAAUUUAGAAUUAGGAUCUCCCAUCCCCCCCCCCUUAAAUCAGGGAGGUUGAACUAUUAAUGCCAGGGUCACUUAAAGGAGGUAGAUUCUGUUUUCAGUUUUUUGGGUAGUAGUAGUAGGAUUCCUCCUGUGGGGAGGUUAAUACUGACAAAAGUUUUUCAAAUGUCGAGGAGGGGUAUCUCCCUGUAUUCAAAACCCUGAGGGUUUUCUGCACUUCUCCUGUUUUUUGGCCUGGAUAAUAUCACUAUCUUUAUUUACAAAGGGGCAAACUGAGAGAAGCUUUUGGGUUCGAAGGUUAAGUUGUAAAGCAACCACUUAUGGUCCCUUCCUUUCUAUGGGAAUUUGGCAGGGCUUACUAGAAAAAAUUGUUGUGCUAUGUAAACACUGUCACAAUUAGCUGAAUUUUUGAAGAUGGUAAACUUUAAAAAUUGCAUGUUCUGAAAUGUAGACUUUUAGAAUGUUUUUCUUUCAAAAAAGGCUGGUUAUAUAUUUUUUUCUUUUCCUGACAGUUGAAGUUGCAGCUCUUGUUUCAAGUUACUGUGUCACUUACUUUUCUGAUUUAAGUUUCCCUUGUAUUUCCACCUGUAAUGUCAGUGGCUGUGACAUCACACUUCAUCUGUUUAAGUUUUUACCCUUAGAAGAGCAAGUUGAGUUGAACUGACUCUUCCUGUCCUACUAACUAACAUUGUAGAAAUAGUGGCUUUGUACAAAAGUUGUCAUGCCUCCUGAUGAAUAUAAUUUUGUGAUUGUAUUUAAGAUUAAAAAUUGAAUAAAUCCCACCAGCUUCCUGAAAAUGUUCAUAAUGCAGCUUUUGGAAAACAAAAACAUGCCUACUUUGCAUAAACAUGAUAAAGAUUGUACAAAAUAUCUGUUUUUCAAAAAAUAAAGGUUCAGUCUUAAAAGAUGUAGCAUUUAAGCUCUGAAUUUAUUGAUCAAAGUAGAUUCCAGGGAAC